GGCACUGACGCCCUUGAGGCGCGGCGGUGGUCGUCGUCGUUCGCGUGGCCCUGAGGCGGCGGUGAGUUUAUUGCAAAUCGGUUUUGCAUACAGCUGCCUCUCACACCGGAGCGAGUUGAGUGGAUGACUUCCGGCAAGCACCAACGACGUUGAGCUGGACGUUAACGUCUUGGCUCGGUGAUGGAUUCGGGAAAUGGGAGGAACGAUACAAUUCUGUGUCAUCUUACAAAGAGUUACUCCGUAGAGAGCUUUUUCCAGGCCAGGUUGGCAUGUGAGUCGAAUGGAUUACAUGCGAAAUGGCGCUACAGUGUGGAUAGCGUGAUGCAUAACAAGGAACGGUGCUCAACCUUACUUUAUGUGCCAGAAAAGAGGAUUUCAUCAUUCCCAUCUAUUGCACCACAUGAAUUGAUGUCUACGGUUUUAACAAAAGACACAGUUGAGAACUCCAGUGAGAUAAGUAGCUGUACGGAGGAGGAUGUGUUGAAUUGCACAUUUGAAGCCUGUGAUACAGAAGGCAAAGGAAAAGUAUCCGUAUCUCGAAUUAUUGAAUAUUUGGAAGAUGUAACAAGUCAAAGCUGUGAGAAGGGACAACUGAAGUUAUUGCACAACAUGCUGGAUCCUGGAGAAAGAGGCAUUGCUGUGGAUCUGGAAACCUUCCACACCAUAAUGAAGACAUGGAUAGCUGAUUGCAGACAGGAGGGACUUUCAAGUGAGCAGAACGAAGAUUUCGUGUGCAUAGAAAACAUUUGCAUUUUGCAAUCAGAUAAGAGAUCUGUCACAACUCCAGGGCAGCUGGAGGGAUAUGGAGGCGACAUAAACAGGGGCAACCUAGAGAUCACAGAACUGAUCAAUAAUAUUGAGUGCCUAGAGUAUACUAACAGAAAGCUGCUGGAUCAGAGUGCAAAACUACAAAGAACGGUUGAGGGGUUUGAGGAAGCGAAUACACGGCUAACUGAGGAAAUCUUUGACUUGAAAAGCAAACUCAAAAGCUCUCAGCAGGCUUUGCUACAUGCUAAAUUACUGGAGGAUGAACUGGAAGAUCUAAAGACUAUCGUGAAGAAUCUCGAAGAUCAAAAUUAUAAUUUGCAGGCACAAAACCGCCAAUUGGAAAAGGAGCAUCAGAACCUGGCCAUGGGGAUUCACGAGCUUCAGGAAGAGAAUGGAAAGCUGGCAGCAGAGAAGGACCAUGUGAACUGGAGAACUGAAGAACUCGUGUCAGAGAAGGCAGAGUUGAAGAAUCAGAUGUAUGAAAUCAAGAGGCUUGUCUCCACUAAAGAUGUGUUAUUGACUGAGAAGACAAGUCAGGCAGAGGAAUUGAAAUUGACUGUAGAUGAAUACUGUAAUAUCAUUAAGGGACUGAAAGAAGAAAUAAGCAGAUUACAGUGUCAUCCCCCACUACUGUGUGAAGAUGUAUCUGUAGGCUGUGGCCCCCAGCGUGUAGAGUCAGAGAACUCCUCUGUUCCUAUUAGAGCCCCACAACAACACUCGUUGCAACUAGAAAUAGAGCAGGUUCAGCAGAAGACCAGCUUGGCUGUGGAUAACCUACCCACACCGCUAUGUGGUAUGAUGCCACUCAGUGACUCAGCUCAACAAAUCGAAGACCUUCUAGGUCACAUGUGCUCUCAGCUAAAUUGGAUGGAUUUUCAGACAAUCACCCAGGAACUAGCACGCAAGUUUAAGCAGGAGAUGGAAGCUUUGAUGAUUCGCAUCAAGCAAUUUGCUGACGUCUCUAGCGCCAGAGAGAUGACCAGAACACCUGAGGUACUACAAAAAGAAUUUGAAGAGGAGAUAAAAAUAUUUCUGCAGAAAAUCAGCUGCUUGUUUCACACUAAGAUCAUCUGGGACAUGUACAAAAGUAAAUUAGCUGCAGAGUUGAGGGCAAUUGCACAGGACUGCCAUCAUACAGAACGACAUCCACACUUCAGAAAUGGUUUGGAGGAGGUUCUAGGUCAGGUUGAACACCCAUUGCCUGAGGAGCGAGGCAGUCCUGUGCCCUAUCUCAGAAAAUUGAAAUGGAAUGGCAGGUCUGUCACUGAGGAAGAGUCCAGUGAAGAGUUGAGCGCUGCUGGAAGACUAUUUAGAGAGACGCAGCUUCCGAGAGCGGCAAGCCAGGGAAGUCCGAAUAGUCAGAGAAUUACGGAGGCCAGAGUUGACAGGCGGGAAAGAGAAACUGCCAGAGUGAUCAUGGAGACUCGGAGCUGUGUGCAGCAAACUAUUUCAAUAACUACUGUGGCAGAGCAAGCAACUCAAACAGAACUGCAGCAGCAGCUCAGGUUUGACGUACCAUCAGAGCAUUGCCCUUUUUGUCUUGGGGAAACGACACUGAAGGAGAACAGAGCAAGAUGUUCCCUCGGCUCGGUGGCAGUACAGCUUCAGAAAGCAUGGCACGGUUUGAGUCGCAGCCUUUGUCAGCAACAAAGAAGUCUUGAGCGACUGUAUAAGGAGCUGGUUUCGGAAGAAGACAUGUAUUGGGGCUACAGUGAGAAUUUCGCUGUCAAGAGAAAUACGAUGAUGGAAUACAUCAGCAAUACCAAAUACAUCCAUGAGAGAGAAUUUGAGGAACUUGAGAGUAUUUUGAUAAUCAUCCAACAUUGCAAUAAAUGGAUGAACGAAAUCCCUCCCAACUGUGGAAAUGCUGCACGUGCACUAGUACCCUACUAUGAAAAGUCAUCUAUUUCUCAUUUUGAAGGCACUGGAGACAACAUAAAGCAGUAUGUGGGAUGGAAUGUUGUGCAGCCACAAUCAGCAGGGCCGGGAACAGCGGAGGAGGUGCAGAUGAAACACCCCCAACUGUCUGGUCUUCAUCAUGUCCCACGGAAAAGGACAGUUAGGGUGGGACACAUACCCCAGACCCAAGGGUUUGAAGACGUAUCCGAGCUGCUGGCUGGGUUUUAUUCUCAGGCCGUUAACAAUGCACGUCUCAUCUGCUUUAUGGUGGUUCUAACCUUGAUAUUUGUGACGUUUAUCAACUUGCUCUCCUUUAUCCCCAUGUGCUGCCAGAAGCACUUCUUCCCAACGUUUGCUGAUGGCAAUGUCUGGUCAAUCUUAAAGGCGAUUCUCUGCCCUCAGAUUAGGUUGAGACAUGGAGCUCCUCCACCUGUUUAAACCAGGGUUGUUAUGGUUCCUUUAUUUAUUUAUAUAUAUAAUAUAUAUAAUUUUUUUAAUUUCAUUUAUUUUCACGCUUUCCCGUUUGGACUAUGUCGUUCAGCAACGCUCAGAGAGGCAGAACUGGAGAUUGGUGAUCGGCUCUUCAGAAUGCUAGACUCUCGAGCCUUUUGGACAUCCCCUUCAGUGAAUAACCAAAUCUCUAGCGUAUCAUUUACCUGCAUUAUCGGUUUAUAUUCUGCUUGGUGCUGAAACCCAGGAAUAGAAUUCUAUUCAAAUUCUAUCUCUCACCAUGUACCCUAUUUACAUACACAUUGCAUAAGACUCUUAAAAAUAUUUUUUUCUCCCCUGUUUCUUAGGCAAAACCCAACGAGAUUAAUAGAACAGUUGCUGGCACUGAACCAUUUACAUGUGUCCAUAGUUUGUUCUUGAGGCAGAUCCAUGCUUGUUUAUUUGUGUAUCCGUUUGUCAAUCUGCAGACCUGGCUUUGACAUAUCAAUCUAGGCUGCAAUGUAGUCUGUUUCUGUACAAAGUAAACCUGAGUUCACCCAGUGAGCUAUCAGGAAAGUUACCAUUUAGAUUUUGACGUCUUGUUUGAUGGGUGGUGUCUUUUCAUUGUUCCAGCCCAAAUUCACAGACGGAUUAUCAGUGUGUUUGUGCAGGUGUUUGUAUAGAGUAGAUAGGGAAACGUUUAGCGAUCUAGAGAACCCAUUUGUUUUAUUCAAAGUUUUAAUUGCACAAUCUGGUCGGUUUUCUGAUUGACAUUAAAGCUAACAGUUUAAGCA
Molecule: messenger RNA, 3890 nt
Organism: Callorhinchus milii (elephant shark)
Lineage: Eukaryota; Metazoa; Chordata; Chondrichthyes; Chimaeriformes; Callorhinchidae
Product: inositol 1,4,5-triphosphate receptor associated 2-like
Exons: 25
Coding region: 181-3105 (974 amino acids)
Biological process (GO): telomere localization; homologous chromosome pairing at meiosis; chromosome localization to nuclear envelope involved in homologous chromosome segregation
Cellular component (GO): chromosome, telomeric region; lateral element; nuclear outer membrane
Molecular function (GO): dynein complex binding
Source: RefSeq, a predicted model, not a curated record